This is a messenger RNA of Geosmithia morbida, 1167 nucleotides long. RefSeq names its product Secreted subtilisin-like serine protease with keratinolytic that contributes to pathogenicity. The coding region runs from base 1 to 1167 and encodes 388 amino acids. Gene Ontology annotation, molecular function: serine-type endopeptidase activity. The transcript is spliced from 6 exons. The record is from RefSeq and is a predicted model, not a curated record. Lineage: Eukaryota; Fungi; Ascomycota; Sordariomycetes; Hypocreales; Bionectriaceae. Gene Ontology annotation, biological process: proteolysis.
AUGCGCUUCUCUACCAUUUUCCUCGCGGCUCUGCCAUUGGUGGCUGCCUCCCCGGUCGCCAAGCGCGCUCCCCUGCACAUCCGUGACGAUGAGAACGCCAUCCCCGGAAAGUACAUUGUCAAGAUGAAGAGCGGUGCUCGCAUCGCCAGCGCCGGUGGCAUGGAGGCCGCUAUUGACGGCAUCGCUGCCGAUCCCGACCAGCUUUUCGAGAAGUUCGGUGGCUUUGCCGCUUCGAUCACCGACGAUGAGAUCGAGUCUCUGCGCGACAACCCCGACGUCGAGUACAUCGAACAGGACAGCAUUGCCCGCAUCUACGCUACCCAGACCGGCGCCCCCUGGGGUCUUGCCCGCCUGUCCAGCAAGUCGACCGGCAGCACGACUUACACAUACGACGACGCCGCUGGAGAGGGCACCUGCGUCUACAUUGUCGACACUGGCAUCGACACCACCCACGCUGAAUUUCAAGGCCGCGCCACUUUUGUCGCCACCUACGUCGACGGAAUUACGAUUGACGACCAUGGUCACGGUACCCACUGCGCUGGUACCGUCGGUUCCAAGACCUACGGUGUCUCCAAGAAGGCGUCGCUGUACGGCAUCAAGAUCUUUGACAAGGGCGGUUACGGGACCAAGUCUCUGAUGAUCACGGGUAUGGAACGUGUCAUACAGGAUGCUCCCAGCCGCAGCUGCCCCAACGGUGUCGCCGUCAGCAUGUCUUUCGGCGAUACCUUCUCGCAGGCUGUCAAUGAUGCUGCCGCUGCCCUCAACGAUGCUGGAUACUUCGCCGUCGUCGCCGCCGGUAACGGAGACUAUUUUGGUAACCCCGAGGAUGCUUCUGGCUCUUCCCCUGCCUCUGAGCCAUCCAUCUGCACUGUCGGCGCUACCGACAAGAACGACCGCACCGCCUCUUUCAGCAACUACGGCAAGCUCGUCGACAUUUACGCUGCCGGUGUCGACGUCAAGUCCACCUGGCCCGGCGGCAGGACCAACACCCUCUCCGGAACCUCCAUGGCCACUCCCCACAUUGCCGGUCUUGGUGCAUACUUCAUGUCCCUCGGCCGCCCUGCGUCUGGCAUGUGCGACUACCUCAAGUCUAUUGCUCUCAAGGGUGUCAUCAGCGGUGUUCCCUCCGGCACGGCUAAUGUCCUUGCCCAGAACGGCAAGGCCUAG